Messenger RNA from Pteropus alecto (black flying fox), 1596 nucleotides. It is a transcript of the gene MDFI, whose product is annotated as MyoD family inhibitor. The record is from RefSeq and is a predicted model, not a curated record. The transcript is spliced from 5 exons. NCBI's taxonomy places the organism in Eukaryota, Metazoa, Chordata, Mammalia, Chiroptera, Pteropodidae. Bases 309 to 944 code for a protein of 211 amino acids.
AAGCCCCGGCGCGGGUGCGUCCCGGUGACUCAGCCCUUGCCAGGAAGGGGGAGUCCACCCCGUUUCCAGAGCUCCCACACAGCAGCCUGAUCGCUGCUGGCUCCCGGGGCGCCAGGCCAGGUCCCCGCAGCAGGCGGCCCGGCCCCGGGAGCAAGACCCCCUCCUCCCGGUCUGGGGCUCCCUCUUUAAGCUGCAGCCACCUGGGCUCGUCGCGGGGACACGGGCGAGAGCGCCGCGGACGCCGUGGGGGCCACGGCGGUCCUGGCCACGACGGCGCCGCGAGGACCUUCGAGCGCAGUUCUGAGCCGAUGUCCCAGGUGAGUGGCCAGAGCCCCCCUCACUGCGACGCGUCCCAUGAAGCCCCCAGCACAGCACCGGGCCCAGCCCAGACCCCAUCCCUCCUGCCUGGGCUGGAGGUAGGAACAAGAUCCACUCACCCUACGGAGGCAGCGCUAGAGGAGGGCUCCCUGGAGGAAGUGGCACCCCCCAUGCUCCAAGGCAAUGGCCCUGGGGCCCCCCAGGCCUUGGACAGCACUGACCUCGAUGUCCCCACAGAAGCUGUGACACGUGUCCCUAAGGCCCACCGGAAGUUGCAAUCACACCCAUCUCUUGCCAGCCAGGGCAGCAAGAAAAGCAAGGGCAGCACCAAAUCGGCUGCCUCCCAGAUCCCUCUCCAGGCGCAGGAAGACUGCUGCGUCCACUGCAUCCUGUCCUGCCUGUUCUGCGAGUUCCUGACGCUGUGCAACAUUGUCCUGGACUGCGCCACGUGCGGCUCCUGCAGCUCUGAGGACUCGUGCCUCUGCUGCUGCUGCUGCGGCUCCGGCGAGUGCGCCGACUGCGACCUGCCCUGCGACCUGGACUGCGGCAUCCUGGACGCCUGCUGCGAGUCUGCCGACUGCCUGGAGAUCUGCAUGGAGUGCUGUGGGCUCUGCUUCUCCUCCUGACCCGCCGAGGUCCCAGCAGUGUCAUCCCAGGGGGGAUGGCUCCAGGGCUGUCAUGCAAAGCUCCAUCAGCCCCCUCCCCUGGUCCUGUCUCCUCACCACCCCCAGUGCCCUCUCAGAACCCCAGCCCAGUGAGAAGAGGGCACACUCCGGAGGCCACGGUCACAAAAGCUGGGCCCACUACAGAGAGCCUGUCCUGCUGCUGGCUACCAGGGACAGACCGGCACCGAGGACCUCGCUGGGGAGGGCUAGGGUGGGAACUGCCCCUGGACUAGCUGCCAGGGCUGCAGAACACUGUGAAAGUUGGGGGAGGCGGCAGGAACAUGGGGAGGCAGGGAUGGGCGGGGCUGUGUGCUUCUCUACCUCUCACUGCUCCAGGUGCCUGCCUCCUGAUGCCACCCCAGGCUUAAAGGACAGCAAAAUGUGAAAAGAGACACCCCACCCUGCCCUCAGCCAAGCCCCUCCCCGGUCUCCUUUCCUGGGUCCUUGUCGGGGCCUGACCCAUACAGUGACCCGAGCAGGCAGGGCUGGGCUUGGACCUGGGGCGAGGCGGAGGGAAAAUGAUAUAGAAAAGACUGGAAGGAGACAGAGAGGGAAUGGAGGGAGGGUCUUGUUCUAUUUGUUGCUGUAAAUAAAGGUAUUUGUUCAUCUCAGA